This is a messenger RNA of Scatophagus argus, 5388 nucleotides long. RefSeq names its product mitogen-activated protein kinase kinase kinase 15 (gene map3k15). Gene Ontology annotation, biological process: protein phosphorylation; cellular response to stress; MAPK cascade. Gene Ontology annotation, molecular function: ATP binding; MAP kinase kinase kinase activity. Lineage: Eukaryota; Metazoa; Chordata; Actinopteri; Scatophagidae. The record is from RefSeq and is a predicted model, not a curated record. Bases 458 to 4537 code for a protein of 1359 amino acids. The transcript is spliced from 30 exons.
ACAGAACACAUAGUUUAUAUUUAGACAGCCAGAGGGACCGGGAUAACGUAUCCGACUGUGGACAGGACUGUCCCGAUUGUAACCCGCAGUAUAAACAAUCUCCCCGUGGGAAACUUCAAACCAGACCAAAGACGAGAGCCAAAGGGAGAGUAAUUCAACUUCUGGAUGAAAUUUGUCUCCCCUCCCCUCUCUCCCAGAUCUAGUCGAAUCCAGUCUAGGUGAAGCGGACUUCUUGGUGCGAGAUAAUCGGCAUAUGGUGUGAGUUAAUAAGGCGGAGAUGUGGGGAGACAAACCCAGACGCGCUCCGCUCCAUCGAAGACUGGCGCGCGACAAGUGAGCGAGAGGAGGAAGACGGGGGAGAAGACAGAAUAAAGGAAGUAACCACAGGGAGAGGUGGAAAGUAGGCUUAACCGGAGAAGGAAGGAGAUAAAGCAGAAACUGUUUCCAGGUUCUCGCCAUGGACGCGGGGCAGAGCGCACAGGUCGCCGACAUGGGAGGAGAGCACUCCACCGGGGCGUGCGUGGUCGAGCGGGACAGGGACCGGGAGCGGGGCGAGGUGUCCAGCCCCAGCCCACCGGCCAAGCAGCGUUCUCUGCGUGUGGUGUACGUCCUGAACGACGGGCUGAAGUCAGUCAUGGCCAGCAGCCCGGAGUCCGGAGCGCUGCAGUGUCUUCAAAGAGCCUGCGACUCGGAGAGCGCGCUGCUCACCACGGUCACCUUUGGAAGGCUGGACUUCGGAGAAACGUCAGUGCUGGACAGUUUCUACGAUGCGGAUAUUGCAGUCGUCGACAUGAGUGAUGUGUUUCGCCAGCCCUCCUUGUUUUACCAUCUGGGCGUGAGGGAAAGCUUUGACAUGGCCAACAACGUCAUCCUGUACCACGACACUGACCCUGACACUGCACAGUCUCUGAAGGACAUGGUGGCACAGAAAAACACAAAGGCCACUCGUUUAGCGGCAUUAGGGUUUCCGUGGUUUCAGUUGCCUCCAGAGUACAGAGGCUCUGGAUUGCGCAAUAAAGCAUCCAGUGGUAACUACUACUUCAUCCCUUACAUAGUGACUCCUAACCAUGAGUAUAUGUGCUGUGAGAGUGACGCCCAGCGCAGGGCCAGCGAGUACAUGCAGCCCAGCUGGGACAACCUGCUGGGGCCGCUCUGCGUCCCCCUGACUGACCGCUUCACCAGCCUACUGAAGGACAUCCAUGUCACGUCCUGUGCCUCUUUUAAGGACACUCUGCUAAAUGACAUCAGGAAGGCCAGAGAGAAAUAUCAGGGAGAGGAGCUGGCCAAGGAGCUUUCCCGCAUCAAACUCCGAAUCGACAACACAGAGGUCCUCACCCAGGACAUCGUCAUGAACUUGCUGUUUUCUUACAGAGACAUACAGGACUACGAUGCGAUGGUGAAACUGGUGCAGACUCUGGAGAUGCUACCGACUUGUGAUCUGGCCACGCAGCCCAUGAUCCAGUUCCACUACGCCUUCGCUCUCAACAGGAGAAACAGUCCUGGUGACAGGGAGCAGGCUCUCAGAGUGAUGCUGCAGGUGUUGCAGUCCUGUGAACAUCCAGCGCCAGACAUGUUCUGCCUGUGUGGGCGAAUAUACAAGGACAUCUUUCUGGACUCAGACUGCAAAGACACCAAGAACAGGGACAAUGCUAUACAGUGGUACAGAAAAGGUUUUGAGCUGCAGCCAACUCUUUACUCUGGUAUCAACCUGGCUGUCCUCCUCAUUGUUGCUGGCCAACAGUUUGAAAGCUCCAUUGAACUGAGGAAAAUAGGUGUUCGGUUGAACAGUCUGCUAGGACGCAAAGGUUCCCUGGAGAAAAUGAAUAACUACUGGGAUGUGGGCCAGUUCUUCACCGUUAGCAUGUUAGCUAAUGACAUCCCCAAAGCUACUCAGGCUGCUGAGAAGCUUUUCAAACUCAAGCCACCUCUCUGGUAUUUGCGCUCUGUGGUACAGAAUCUGCAACUGAUCCAGAGGUUUAAGAAGCAGACGGUGGAACACUCACCCCAGAGAGAGAGACUCAACUUCUGGAUGGACAUCAUCGUAGAGGCCACGCAGCGAACCACCAAUCGACUGCGAUUUCCAGUGUUGAUUCUGGAACCCACAAAGGUUUACCAACCCUCCUACGUGUCAAUUAACAACGAGGCUGAAGAGAAGAACGUUUCUAUCUGGCACGUUUCUCCUGUCGAAACAAAAGGAAUCCAUGAGUGGAACUUCACUGCAAUGUCCAUUAAAGGCAUUAGUAUCAGUAAGUUUGAUGAGCGCUGCUGCUUCCUCUACGUCCAUGAUAAUUCAGACGACUUCCAGAUCUACUUUUCCACUGAGGAACAGUGCGGUCGGUUCUGCUCCAUGGUGAAAGAGAUGAUAUCUGACGGUACGGGGAAUGCAGUGGAGCUGGAGGGUGAGGGAGAUGGCGAUACACUGGAGUAUGAGUAUGACACCAAUGAGACAGGGGACAGGGUGGUGUUGGGGCGGGGCACCUAUGGAGUGGUGUAUGCUGGGAGAGACCUCAGCAACCAGGUUCGAAUUGCCAUCAAAGAGAUCCCUGAGAGAGACAGCAGGUACUCCCAGCCCCUUCAUGAAGAGAUUGCUCUUCACAAGUACCUUAAGCACAGGAACAUUGUUCAAUACUUGGGCUCCGUUUCUGAGGACGGAUACAUCAAGAUCUUCAUGGAACAAGUGCCUGGAGGAAGCCUGUCUGCAUUGCUGCGAUCCAAAUGGGGCCCGCUGAAGGAGGCGACUAUAAUCUUCUACACUAGACAGAUCCUGGAGGGACUCCGAUAUCUGCACGAAAAUCAGAUUGUCCAUCGAGAUAUCAAGGGUGAUAAUGUGUUGGUGAAUACCUACAGUGGUGUCUUGAAGAUCUCGGACUUUGGGACCUCUAAGCGGUUAGCAGGAGUCAACCCCUGUACAGAGACAUUCACCGGUACUCUGCAGUACAUGGCUCCAGAAAUUAUUGACAAGGGCCCUCGAGGGUACGGGGCCCCGGCUGACAUUUGGUCACUGGGAUGCACCAUUAUAGAAAUGGCCACCGGGAAACCCCCAUUUCAUGAGCUGGGAGAACCACAGGCAGCUAUGUUUAAGGUGGGCAUGUUUAAGAUCCACCCAGAGAUCCCAGAGUCCUUGUCACCUGAGGCCAAGUCGUUUAUAUUGCGCUGCUUUGAGCCGGACCCUCACAAGAGAGCCAUCGCUUCAGACCUCCUCAGAGACACUUUUGUCAGACACAACACCAAGGGCAAGAAGAGCAAGAUCGCCUUCAAGCCACCAGACUACAUCCACAACGUUGCUCUGCCGGUGCAGUUGCAGUGUGAGGCCACUGGGAGCAGCAGCAGUGAACACGGAUCUGUGAGCCCAGACUGUGACUCCAAACAUGAUGUUUUCUUCCAGAAGAAGAAAAGCUCAGGCUCUGAGAACCUGCUCAAACCCCCCAAUUCUAACUAUUUGAGUGUUCCAGAUGAGGGUUCGGUUUCGGAGGACCGCAGUGCCCCCCCCUCCCCUGAGGACAGGGACAGCGGUCUGUUCCUGCUGAAGAAGGACAGUGAGAGACGGGCCAUUCUGUUUAAGGUCCUCAAUGAAGACCAGGAAAAGGUCAUCUCCAACCUCAAGGAGAACCACAUCCAGGGCAGCGAAGAGCUCCAGCUGUCCGUUGAACACAUUAAACAGAUCAUCUGCAUCCUUCGAGACUUCAUCCAUUCCCCAGAAAGGCGUGUUAUGGCGGCCACCAUCUCCAAGCUCAAGCUGGACCUGGAUUUUGACUCCACCUCCAUCAACCAGAUACAGCUGGUGCUCUUUGGCUUCCAAGACUCGGUAAACAAAGUCCUCAGGAACCAUCACAUUAAACCCCAUUGGAUGUUUGCUAUGGAUAACAUCAUUCGUCGAGCUGUGCAGGCUGCCAUCACCAUCCUCAUACCAGAGCUGCAGACCCACUUCGGCCCAGCAUCAGAGUGUGAGGGAGCAGAGAAGGAAGACGAAGUGGAUGAAGAGGAAGCAGAGUUCGGUCCUGUUUUACCGCAGCACGCUGACGAAUCCGGGACGACGGCUGACCCCACCCACUCUGUGGUCACCGCACUAAACUCUGCCCACUCCCAGGAGCACCAGCGUUCGCAUCAUCAACUGAAUGCACAGCUGGGGCGGCUCAAACAGGAGACCAACAGGCUUCUGGAGGAACUGCUGCAAAAGGAGAAGGAGUACCAGCAGGUCCUGAAGACAACACUCCAGCAGAGAGCACAUGACCUGGAGCUGGUCAAAGUCAGGCACAGGCCGCCAGACAUCACACCUCCCUCCAUCUUCCACAUCCCAGCAGACCAUGAACCGGACAAGCAGCUCACUGAUUGGCUGAAAGAGCAGGGGGCAGACGCUGACACUAUAGAUAAGUUUGUGCUGGAGGAAUACACACUGACUGACAUUCUGAAUGACGUUACCAAAGACGACCUCCGCUAUCUCCGUCUACGGGGUGGAGUCCUGUGCCGCAUUUGGCGGGCCAUCCAGCGGCACCGAGAGCGGCUGAGGGGCAGUGAACUUUCAGAAGCUGAUGCAUGAUGGAACACAACUAUGGAGGACUUUAGGUUUGCGGAAACACGCACACAUGUGCACACUACCAGAGCUGCAUGGUCAUUUCUUCUUUCAUUCUCUUCACAGUGCCUUUUCAUGUUUGUAGUCUCUGCGUUUGUGCCAGACUCACUGCAUCUCCAUACAGUGUCACACUUGACCAGACCAAAGUGCUUUAGUGCAGGCACUAAUUUAUGCCUCUGUAUGUGCAUUGCAGUGUCCAUAAAACUUGUUCAGUUCUGUUCAGUGUUGUCCAUUCAGAUUCUCAGUAUAUUUUACACAGCCAUAAUUUUGUCAAAAUAUGGUUGCUUUGCUUCAGUGUUACUACUCCUUGAAUUUGAACAUCCAUGUAUCACCAGUCAUACAUAAUGUACACAAAUAUUAUUCAGUCAAAAUAUGCAAAACCACAUGUACGGUCUACAAGACCUCGUGACUGAUCAGUCAGUCUGCAUUUCUGGGGCUGUAAUUAUUUCCUGACUGUACAGUGAUGAUCUUCCAUGUACAACUAGAGAUCUGUUAUAUGUCUUUUUGAAUACAAACUUAAGCUAAAAGCCUAAUAAUGCCUUAAAUUCAUAAAUAACAUGAGCACACUGUAGCCACAUUAAGAUAAUUUAUUGAAACAUGCACGCAAAUCAUGACUGCCACCACAUCACUGCCUUUACAUUUGUACGCAAUUUAUUUGUUAGUUGUGUAAGAUUUCCUUUAAACUCUGAGGUAGCUUCUCGCUUCUGUGUGUACCUGUGAUUAAAUGUUGUUGUUUUUUAUAGUUCCAACUAUUAUGUGUUGCUUGUAUGUUUCCUGAUCGCUUUACAACUGCAAUAAACCUUGAAAUAAUGAAACUA